Molecule: messenger RNA, 2241 nt
Organism: Pyricularia pennisetigena
Lineage: Eukaryota; Fungi; Ascomycota; Sordariomycetes; Magnaporthales; Pyriculariaceae
Exons: 1
Coding region: 1-2241 (746 amino acids)
Source: RefSeq, a predicted model, not a curated record
AUGCUUUCACGAUCGGGCUUCACCAUCCGCAAGCUUGUCCGCCAGGCACCUCGGACUAGCCUGGACUCGGAUGAUUCUGGUACAAUCAACGAAGCAAUGUCCCGCCCUGCGUCCCAGGACGAACAGAGUGAAAAGCUCAAGAACAGGACGUGGAGGAGGACAAAGAGGCCACCACCGCCGAUUCUGGUCAUUCACCGUUCCGAAAACAUCCAUCUGAUAUCAAACCCUUUGCCUCCUCUCCCUGAUACCCCACAUUCCACCUCGAGUUCUUUGCAAAGCUGCGAUUAUCGGUCGUCCCCCAAGACACCAGCAAGCAAAGGCAGUCCGCAUCUUUGUGCCAUAGUCCCCAAUGGAUCACCUUCGCUAUCUCCGCAUCUAUCCCACAGUGGCGGGAAACACCCGCACAUAUUGUCCGCUGCUACAGACGAUGCCCGGAAAUUCCAACCCUCUCUACCAACCAUCAUCACCAUGCCGGACAACAUCGAAAAGUCGAUUAGAGAAACCAACAAGGCUCUCGACGAGGCGAGCAUGGCCGUACAGUCACCCGGGAUUCCAGCGCUGCCCCGAGGCUCAAUGGUGGAUAGCCCCGUUCUUUCGCCGCCUGGAUUGUCGCCCUCGCGGCCAUCCCCCAAGAUGACCAAGUACUCGUCGUCCCAGAAUUUACCCAUACGGAGGGCUUCCGUCACUAAAGCAAAUCGGAAGCCAGCCAAAAUCGGACGGCAGAAGUCGGUCCAGUCACGACAAAAGCAACAGCGCCAGCCCAAGAAAACAUCCAAGGUCGCCGCGAAAUGGACGCUAGGCGAGAAUGUAGGGCGUCUGUUCCAUCGCAUCGAAGUGGACGAGAUGGUCACUUCGGAGCAGGUGAAGGAGUGGCGGCAAAAGAACCCGCGAGUUGAGGAUGAUCAACCAGCGGAUGAUGCAGUUUCGGUUGACUCUCUCCGAAUCUUCGACUUGGAUCUCUGCGAGACCCCUGUCGAGCCUUUCCACCUUGAUGAUCUCCCCACGAGGAUCGGCGCGGCUGGGGUACGAACCUGGAUGCCUCCAUCCCUAAACGCACAUGACAGCUUCGACGUUGGCCUCGAUGUCAUCCACGAGGAUUUCCUCCUGGCCAAUGGUCCACAGCGCCCACAGACACAACCUCCACGGCCCAAGCCGUUGCCGUCUGCCGUGGUGGAGGAGAAUGAGAUGACCUUCCAGGAUGUCUCGUUUCCGACCCCUCCACCGAAGACCCCCCGUCGGGCAAGCAGCCCCCGUCGCCAACUGCCUCCUCUCCCUACCAUACCAGAAUCUGCGACUGUCAGCCCGGUCGAUGUGCAACCCAAGCCUUUCAAUUUCAAGCAGAUGCGCAAGCGAUCCGUGCGCCGGGGCCCCGAGAUGAAGCAGACCAAGGUCGCCGACGAGUAUAUUUACUUACCUGCCACGCCGUUCACCGCCACAAUGCCCACAUACCUUCAUGGCCCCAUCCGCCUGUCGAAGGCCGAUGUACGCCUGCGGAGUCCCAUGCAGCCUUUUGUUGAUGAGACGCUAGAUUGGACCGCUUUCCAGAUGGCUAUCCUCGGAGCCCCUGGCGACUUCAUGGGCGAUAGUGACGACGGCGAAGAUGAGAAACAGGCAAACGACCUGGUGAAUUGGUAUGAGGAUUUCAACCUUGGACAUGGCGGCAAGAUGCUUGUGUCGAAAGAGGAGGAGGAUGAGUACAUGGUCCGCGCCGAGGUCAAGCCAGUGGCGAAGAAAUCUCGCACCUCUAGAGCUGCCCGCCAUGCUCCUUCCCUCGUCCUGCCGCAACAAGUGGAUAUUGCCCUUACCGUUCCGCUUCCUCCCAGCCCAACAACGGCAAAUGACGUCCCUCCUGCAUCAGCCCUCGGAAGCCCACAGGCGACGGUCCAGCCAGAGAUGAUUCAGAUCAGACGUGUCCCAAUCCCAUUGAUCGUGGAGCGACCCUCGGGCGGUGGGUGGAAUGCACGAUUUGAGUUCGGUCUCGGACGUUGGGUGUCGGACGAAGCCAAGGAGGAAUGCGAGCAGCAAGAAGAGCCACUGCAAGGCGAAAUCAAGGAACGUAUUCCAAGCCUCAGCAGCAGUGUUGGCAGCAUGCCGCAGAGCCCGAUGCUGGACCUUGUGGUCAGCCGGGCUGUCACUGGCGAAGACUACGUUGUGCCGAUGGGAUACAACCUAGGACACGAUCUCGGGGACUUCCUGAAAUGGGAGGCCGAGAACGUCUCGCUGGCUGCCUCGCGCGCCUAA